AUGAAGUCAAGCGCCCUAUUCAUUAUGAUCGCCACUACCGCUCUUGCAGUUGCAGGACCAGUCGGACUCGAGUCUGGCGCUCGGAUGCCGUAUCACAGCCGAUGGGCAAAAAGAGACCCCGUCGCCGAAGCGCACGCGGACGCAGAUCUAUAUAGCGGGUGGCAAGCGAAGAGGGAUGCUGUCGCGGAUAAGGAUGCGGCCCACACGGACGCAGGUCUAUAUGGCGGGUGGCCAGCGAAGAGGGAUGCUGUCGCGGAUAAGGAUGCGGCCCACACGGACGCAGGUCUAUAUGGCGGGUGGCCAGCGAAGAGGGAUGCUGUCGCGGAUAAGGAUGCGGCCCACACGGACGCAGGUCUAUAUGGCGGGUGGCCAGCGAAGAGGGAUGCUGUCGCGGAUAAGGAUGCGGCCCACACGGACGCAGGUCUAUAUGGCGGGUGGCCAGCGAAGAGGGAUGCUGUCGCGGAUAAGGAUGCGGCCCACACGGACGCAGGUCUAUAUGGCGGGUGGCCAGCGAAGAGGGAUGCUGUCGCGGAUAAGGAUGCGGCCCACACGGACGCAGGUCUAUAUGGCGGGUGGCCAGCGAAGAGGGAUGCUGUCGCGGAUAAGGAUGCGGCCCACACGGACGCAGGUCUAUAUGGCGGGUGGCCAGCGAAGAGGGAUGCUGUCGCGGAUAAGGAUGCGGCCCACACGGACGCAGGUCUAUAUGGCGGGUGGCCAGCGAAGAGGGAUGCUGUCGCGGAUAAGGAUGCGGCCCACACGGACGCAGGUCUCUAUGGCGGGUGGCCAGCGAAGAGGGAUGCUGUCGCGGAUAAGGAUGCGGCCCACACGGACGCAGGUCUAUAUGGCGGGUGGCCAGCGAAGAGGGAUGCUGUCGCGGAUAAGGAUGCGGCCCACACGGACGCAGGUCUAUAUGGCGGGUGGCCAGCGAAGAGGGAUGCUGUCGCGGAUAAGGAUGCGGCCCACACGGACGCAGGUCUGUAUGGCGGGUGGUCAUAA
This is a messenger RNA of Fulvia fulva, 996 nucleotides long. RefSeq lists its product as uncharacterized. The record is from RefSeq and is a predicted model, not a curated record. The transcript is spliced from 2 exons. Lineage: Eukaryota; Fungi; Ascomycota; Dothideomycetes; Mycosphaerellales; Mycosphaerellaceae. The coding region runs from base 1 to 996 and encodes 331 amino acids.